CCCGCUGCUGCCCCCUCCCAAGAGCUGCAUUUUGUCGACGACUCGCUCUUCGCCACACUCAACGCAGCCAUGAUGGAAAUCGCCAGCCGCCAGCUGGCCCCACACCACCAGCCAAUCACAGCCGCCUCGUCAAAACUCUCCUUCAAGGACACCACCUGGACCUUUCCCAAGAAGCUCAAGAAGAAGCGCAGACGCCCCAGCGACCUCUUCAACAUCAACUUUGGCUUUGGCUUCUCGUCGCGCCGCCGCCAGUCGUCCGACGACUCGCCUCACGUGAGCCCCCGCACCAGCAUCUCGUCGCCCUCGGCCUCGCCCCGCGCCGACCUCAUGGAGAGCUUCAAGCGCCAGAGAAUCGACUCGACCGGCUCAGACAUGCACCAACCAGAGGACCCUCACCCGGGCCAGCUCGUCGACUUCUCCCUCAGCCCUGCUUCUCUCGCUCUCCACGCACCGCCCACCCCGGCCCCGGUCCCGGCCCCGCCCACGAUGCUCCCCUUGCCCGAGCUAUCUACCGACUUCAACACCCGACCCACCACCGACGCUUAUGACGACUACCUUGCCGCCACCACCACCACCACCCACCGCCGCAACUCGUUUCCCGCUGUCGACUGGGACAAUGCCGCCGCCACUACCAAGGAGCUUCUUGAAAUCGACCCCAAGGACACCACCACCAUCACCACUACUACUGUUGCUCCUCUCCCAGCUCAGCCCUUGGAAGCCUCCAAGUGCGAGCUCCGCCGCACCACCAGCGACCCCUCCACCGAGCGCUUCCUGACUCACAUUCGCGCCAGUCUUGAGGCCAGGAGGAGCAAGAGUGGCAGGACAUGGCAAACAUAUCCCGUCUUUGCCGAUGAAGUCGAAAAGGGCUUUCUCGAUGACGCUCCAUUGUAA
This is a messenger RNA of Exserohilum turcica Et28A, 891 nucleotides long. RefSeq lists its product as uncharacterized. The record is from RefSeq and is a predicted model, not a curated record. The coding region runs from base 70 to 891 and encodes 273 amino acids. NCBI's taxonomy places the organism in Eukaryota, Fungi, Ascomycota, Dothideomycetes, Pleosporales, Pleosporaceae. The transcript has a single exon.